Messenger RNA from Suillus subalutaceus, 429 nucleotides. RefSeq lists its product as uncharacterized. The annotation marks the transcript as partial. The transcript has a single exon. The record is from RefSeq and is a predicted model, not a curated record. NCBI's taxonomy places the organism in Eukaryota, Fungi, Basidiomycota, Agaricomycetes, Boletales, Suillaceae.
ACUGUGGCCAACGAAUUGUCCAAGCAAUACAAAGAAGCCAAUGUCCUAUACUGGGCAAAUUCACUGUUAGAUCUUACCUAUGCCUUCAUUAACUGCUGUGUUGCAACCUCAUCAAACCCCCCUCCAUUUGAGAUUCCUCGUCUUCAUUUUAUUCAUGCCAGACUUGCGCUAUCCUUCCUACCUGGUCAGAUGGUCAUUGCCAAACCAGGUGCCAAACCAUGCUCGAUGUGUGCUGCAUUUCUUUUAGAGGAGCUCAUUCCAGGUGGGCAAGACACCUUCGUGAACUUCAUUCACAACAUGGACUGUGAUCCUCUCCUUGAUCCUGGUGAGGAUAGGUACAAUACAGCACUUUUUUUGGCAUUUACUCAACAUGUUCAGUAUGAGAAGACAGGGGGAUUGGUGUAUAUCUCCAACUAUCAGGGUGUGUAA